AUGGGACACCCUCGGCUUGCGAUCCGACCACAGCUCCUAUUCGAAGAGAAUGAAGAAAAGACGGACUUCAUCGGCGCAGUGAAGUGCCUUGCGGAGAAGGAACCGUUGACUCCGGCGGAGCUGGCUCCCGGCGUCCGCAACCGUUUCGACGAUUUUCUUGCAACGCACAUCAACCAAACGCUGAGCAUACAUGCUACAGCAAACUUCCUCGGAUGGCACCGUUACUACAUUCGGACUUUUGAAAAAGCACUGCAGGAGGAGUGUGGAUAUCCGGGGCAGCUACCGUAUUGGAGCUGGGGCAAGUAUGCACUCGAUCCCGUCAACUCCCCGAUUUUCGACGGAAGCGAAACGAGUUUGGGAGGAGAUGGCGCUCACGUUCCGUACGGCGACUUGUGCAUCCCCAACUGCGACACUCCGAACUACGUUUUUCCGGCUGGUAAUGGAGGCGGUUGUGUGACAAGCGGACCUUUCAACAACUGGACGGUCAAUCUCGGGCCGGUGUCGAGCACGAUGCCGGGCAUUGAGCCGAACCCGCAACCGGACGGACUGGGCUACAAUCCUCGAUGCUUGCGUCGCGAUAUCAAUCAGUACAUUUCCUCAUCCUGGACGAAAGAUAAUGACACGGCCUGGCUCAUUCGUGAGCAUGAUGACAUUGGUACAUUCCAGAGAUGGAUGCAAGGUGUUAUCAGCUCCAAGUUCUUCGGCGUGCACGCUGGCGGCCACAUGACGAUUGGCGGAGACCCUGGCGGCGACUUGUUUGCGAGCCCUGGAGACCCGGCAUUUUACCUGCACCACGCCCAAAUUGAUCGUGUGUGGUGGAUCUGGCAGAACCUUGACCCAACGCGUCGCACGCAUACUAUUGCCGGAACCAUAACUAUUGAGAACACGCCUCCGUCCAGGAACGGAACGUUGGAUGAUUUGAUCGAUCUGGGGGUCAAUGCGCCGGCGAUGCGUUUGGGUGACGCUUUGAGUACUGUUGAGGGGCCAUUCUGCUACGUUUACGGGUGA
Messenger RNA from Lasiodiplodia theobromae, 1008 nucleotides. RefSeq names its product Tyrosinase. The record is from RefSeq and is a predicted model, not a curated record. NCBI's taxonomy places the organism in Eukaryota, Fungi, Ascomycota, Dothideomycetes, Botryosphaeriales, Botryosphaeriaceae. The transcript is spliced from 6 exons. Gene Ontology annotation, molecular function: oxidoreductase activity. Bases 1 to 1008 code for a protein of 335 amino acids.